CUCAGCGCGACUAGGCGAGGCGCGGCGCGGCGCGGGCGGGAGGGGGGCUGCGGUAGCAGCAGUAGCAGCAGCAUGUACGGCUUCGUGAAUCACGCCCUGGAGCUGCUGGUCAUCCGCAACUACGGCCCCGAGGUCUGGGAGGAUAUCAAGAAGGAGGCUCAGCUGGAUGAAGAAGGACAGUUUUUAGUCAGAAUAAUUUAUGAUGAUUCCAAAACAUAUGAUCUGGUUGCAGCAGCAAGCAAGGUCCUUAACCUAAAUGCGGGGGAAAUCCUUCAGAUGUUUGGAAAGAUGUUUUUCGUGUUCUGUCAGGAAUCUGGUUAUGACACAAUUCUUCGCGUCUUGGGCUCAAAUGUCAGAGAAUUUUUGCAGAACUUGGAUGCUCUGCAUGACCAUCUUGCCACUAUUUACCCAGGUAUGCGAGCCCCUUCCUUCAGGUGCACUGAUGCAGAAAAAGGGAAAGGACUUAUUCUGCAUUAUUAUUCGGAGAGAGAAGGACUCCAGGAUAUCGUCAUUGGGAUCAUCAAAACAGUAGCUCAGCAGAUCCAUGGUACAGAAAUAGAUAUGAAGGUAAUUCAGCAGAGAAGUGAAGAAUGUGACCACAUUCAGUUUUUGAUUGAAGAGAAAGAAUCUAAGGAAGAGGAUUUUUAUGAAGACCUUGACAGAUUUGAAGAGAAUGGUACCCAGGAAUCUCGUAUCAGUCCAUAUACUUUCUGCAAGGCUUUUCCUUUCCACAUAAUAUUUGACAGAGAUCUGGUGGUCACACAGUGUGGCAAUGCUAUAUACAGAGUCCUUCCUCAGCUUCAACCUGGAAAUUGCAAUCUGUUGUCAGUUUUCUCCUUGGUUCGGCCUCACAUUGAUAUUAGCUUCCAUGGAAUCCUCUCGCAUAUCAACACUGUCUUUGUACUGAGAACCAAGGAAGGGUUGCUGGAUGUAGAGAAGUUGGAGUGUGAAGAUGAACUAACCGGCAGAGAAAUCAGCUGUUUACGUCUCAAAGGUCAAAUGAUCUACUUACCUGAAGCGGAUAGUAUUCUUUUUCUUUGUUCUCCAAGUGUGAUGAACUUAGAUGACUUAACCAGAAGAGGUUUAUAUCUGAGUGAUAUUCCAUUACAUGAUGCUACCCGUGAUCUAGUCCUUUUGGGAGAACAGUUCAGAGAGGAAUAUAAGCUGACUCAGGAACUGGAGAUCCUUACAGAUAGACUUCAGCACACCUUAAGAGCACUGGAAGAUGAGAAGAAAAAGACAGACACCUUGUUGUAUUCUGUCCUUCCACCAUCUGUGGCAAAUGAGCUGAGACACAAGCGCCCUGUGCCUGCUAAGCGGUAUGACAAUGUGACCAUUCUGUUUAGUGGCAUUGUUGGAUUUAAUGCAUUCUGCAGUAAACAUGCCUCUGGAGAAGGAGCCAUGAAAAUUGUUAAUCUUUUAAAUGAUCUGUAUACCAGAUUUGAUAUUCUGACCGAUUCACGAAGGAAUCCAUUUGUUUAUAAGGUGGAGACUGUUGGCGACAAAUAUAUGACAGUGAGUGGUCUACCAGAGCCGUGCAUUCACCAUGCACGAUCUAUUUGCCACCUGGCACUGGAUAUGAUGGAAAUAGCAGGCCAGGUUCAGGUAGAUGGAGAGCCGAUACAGAUAACAAUAGGCAUUCAUACUGGGGAGGUGGUUACCGGUGUCAUUGGCCAAAGGAUGCCACGUUACUGUCUCUUUGGAAACACUGUUAAUCUGACCAGCAGAACAGAAACCACUGGAGAAAAGGGAAAGAUCAAUGUCUCUGAGUAUACCUACAGGUGUCUUAUGACACCAGAAAAUUCAGAUCCUCAAUUUCACCUGGAACACAGAGGUCCAGUUUCCAUGAAGGGGAAAAAAGAACCAAUGCAGGUUUGGUUUCUGUCCAGAAAGAGUACAGAGACAGAGGAAAUAAAGCAAGAUGCUUACUGAACUGGGGGAAGAGGAAGAAGACACUGGAUAGGGUGCAAUACUGUUUCCAACCAGCUGGUCUGGCAGUAAUGAUGGUUUGUGGGUAUUACUUCACUUUGCAUUUCUCAUUUGGCCAUCUAUCCAAACCCAGAAUCAUAUUCACUUUCCUUCAAAUUCUCAUUCAGAUUUUUUGCUUCUGCUUUUGUUGUUGUUGUCUUUCUGCUAUGAGUGCAUGUCAAGCCUCUUUUUUUUUUUUUGGUGGAUCAUGUGACCCUUCUCAUAUUCCAGAUAUUGAAUAAUACUUAAUGGCAUUUAGCAUUGUUUGUGCCCUAGCUAACCAUAUUAAUCUGCCUCACAUGCUGUCUUCAUUUUCAUCUCUGCAGUGUAGUGGUAGUUUUCUAUAUUUUGACUAUUUGUGUGAAUACACACCAUAUCUGGAAAGGCAAAAGUUUCAUUUGAUAGAAAGAACGAUGAAGCCAGGUCACUAAUUUAUGAGAAAUAUUCUGUUAAUGUCCAUUAUUUUUUCAGUCUGCCCUCAUAGUGCAUUCCAGUUGCUUCUGGGAAUAAUACUUGUUGCACUGUGCCAGUUGCUCAUCAGAAAACAGUGUCUCUCUUGAUGUUGUUAUACAGUUUCCUUCUGUAGAUAAUACAUUUACAUUUUGUAUAUUGAAAAUAACAGGUCUUUGUCUAACAUUGCAAUUUUGAAUUAUGUGUAAAGGUACUUUUACUCAAAUGCUGUUCACUUAGAAUGUAUUUCUUAUUUUUCCAUAUUAAUUACAUGCAGCUAACUUGUGCAAAUAGAUUACUGGACAGUUUUGUGCCAUCUGUAUUGUUUUCAUUCUUUUCCAGUAGAACCCCUCUGAAAAUGAAAGGCUUCUUGCUGAGACACAGCUGUUGGGCAAAGCCUUUUGGUAUGGUCUUGUUAAUUUUCAGAAAUGAUGUUGUAUUAUUCUUUACUGAAUAUUUUAAUGUUCUGGACAACCUGUCAAGAAUUAAGUCAUCUUCAAAGUACAUUGAAUUCCUGUAUACAUCCAUUUUGAGCCCACCAACAUUUUCUGAAUAUUAGCUGUAUAAAACUAAGAUAGUACAGUGCAAUUACUUUUGUGUAUAAAAAAGUUUGUCUAUAUCUAGUAUAUCUAUCUUACCAGCACUAAAUAUAUGUGUAUAAAUGUUUCAUGUUAACAUGUAGAAGAAUUUCAAUAAAUUAUUUUUUCCACCAA
Messenger RNA from Gavialis gangeticus (Gharial), 3131 nucleotides. RefSeq names its product guanylate cyclase 1 soluble subunit beta (gene GUCY1B1). The record is from RefSeq and is a predicted model, not a curated record. Gene Ontology annotation, cellular component: guanylate cyclase complex, soluble. The coding region runs from base 73 to 1932 and encodes 619 amino acids. Lineage: Eukaryota; Metazoa; Chordata; Crocodylia; Gavialidae. The transcript has 14 exons. Gene Ontology annotation, biological process: cGMP biosynthetic process; response to oxygen levels. Gene Ontology annotation, molecular function: guanylate cyclase activity; heme binding.